Messenger RNA from Marchantia polymorpha subsp. ruderalis, 2569 nucleotides. The record is from the annotation of a GenBank genome assembly. NCBI's taxonomy places the organism in Eukaryota, Viridiplantae, Streptophyta, Marchantiopsida, Marchantiales, Marchantiaceae.
GCCACACCGGGUUCCUCAUCCCCUCUCUCUCUCUCUGUCGCUGUUUCGCUGCUCUGCCCGAAGAAGAAGAAGGUGGGCCUCUCUGGAGCGAAGUCGAUCGGUCGCAGGGCCCGAGAAUUCUGUGUACCUUCCUUCCUUCCUUCCUUCUCUCACAGCAAACGAUCCAAUCCAUUCAGGUACACAAUCCCGCCAACACCCCAACCUCCGCGUCCUGCUCCUGCUCCUCCUCCUGCUCCCACUUCCACUUCCGAUUCCUGCUUCUGCAGCGUCGACAUUUCAUCGAAGCUCAGCUCACGUACGAAGGCGCUCGCUCGCUCGUCUGCUCACGCCCACGCUCUCACUCUCUCACGCCGACGGUAUAUCAGACCUCGGCCAUCUGCAAAGGAGCUCAGUGAGUGCAGAUGCAGAUCGCCCUGGGAGCAGUAGGAGGAGGAAGCAGGACGAUCGCAGCUCCAUCGUCGCUCGCAGGUUUGCGGAAUUACAGCUUGCAGAAUCGGAAGCAGCAGCAGCAGCAGCAGCGGCUGCUGCAGAGGAAGGAGGAGCGGAACGAGAGGCAGCAGGGGAUAGGGCGGAGCUCGUGGAGGAAGAGGAGGAGAGGGUUUUUGACGAUGACGGAGAGCAUGAGCGAGGGCGUGAGGCAGAUGACGGUGUCGCCGAGCGGCAAGCAGUGGGUGGAGAAGGGCGGGCUGCAGGCCAUUCCGCGGCUGGACGAUUACCUGGGCCCGCUGCCGAGGAUCUCCAACCCCAUGAUCAACAACAAAUUCUUCAAGCCCGCCGAAGGAUUCUUCGUCACGGAUUACGACGUCUGCUCGCAGUUCGUCGCCUUCGACACUCGCCAUCUCGGCACGCCUGUCUACUUCCUGCGCGCCGGCCCCAGGGAGAGCGUGGUAUUCAAGCCCCACGAGGUCAAGGCCGCCAUCGUCACCUGCGGGGGUUUGUGCCCGGGCAUCAACACUGUCAUCCGCGAGCUCGUCAUGGGGCUUUCGGAUUUGUACGACGUGCAGAGCAUCGAUGGCAUCAAGGCCGGGUACCGAGGGUUUUACUCCGGGGACAAGAUGAAGCUGAAUCGCCAUGUGGUGGACGACUGGCACAGGAAGGGAGGCAGCGUUCUGGGCACUUCCAGGGGAGGGUUCGAUUUGGAGAAGAUCGUCGACGGCAUUGAAGAGGCUGGCUACAAUCAGCUGUAUGUGAUCGGCGGCGACGGCACCAUGCGCGGAGCUAGUAUGAUUUCCGAGGAGAUCACGAAACGAAACCUCAAGAUUACCAUGACUGCCAUCCCUAAGACUGUGGACAACGACAUCGGCAUUAUCGACAAAUCAUUCGGACUGGACACGGCGGUGGAGAAGGCGCAAGCGGCGAUCAGUGCAGGGCAUGUGGAGGCGCAGAGCACACCGAACGGGGUCGGGGUGGUGAAGCUGAUGGGGCGCAACGCGGGGCACAUCGCGCUGCGCGCGACGCUGAGCAGCAGGGAUGUGGACUGCUGCCUGAUUCCGGAGGUGCCAUUCUUCACGGAAGGGCCCGGAGGAUUGUUCGAGUUUCUGGACGGGAGGAUCAGCGAGAACGGGCACUGCGUGGUGGUGGUGGCGGAGGGCGCAGGGCAGGAUCUGAUCCCUCGCACGGCCGAGCAAGGCUUCGAUGACUCGGGCAACCUGCAGCUGCUCGACAUCGGCCAGUGGCUCGUGGCCGAGCUGAAGAAGUGGUGGAAGAAGCACAACCCUGACAAGCUCUUCGCCGUCAAGUACAUCGACCCCACUUACAUGGUGCGCGCUGUGCCCAGCAACGCUGCCGACACUUUCUUCUGCACCUUGCUGGCCCAGUCGGCCGUGCACGGCGCCAUGGCUGGCUACACCUCGUUCGUCGCCGGCACCGUCAAUGGCGUCUACUGCUACAUCCCCUUGGAUCAGAUCUCGCAGUCCACUCACAAGGUCGACAUCCACAAUCACAUCUGGGCCUGGGUGCGCUCCAUCAAUAGCCAGCCUGACUUCAAGGCCUGCGAGAACCGGAACAGCAAUGGCAGUGCCUCAGACAUGGAUCUCAAUUUCACCCCAAAGGAGAAAGCUGCAGCAGCUGAGAAAUCUGACUAACUUUUCUUCUCCUUUUUCUUCCUCUUUUUGUACAGCAUUUGGCGCAAAUUCUCUCUCUCUCUCUCUCUCUCUCUCUCUCUCUCUCUCUCUCUCUCUCUCUCAUUGGGGAAGAUGAGAAGGUGGAAUUGAAUUGGGCAGAUCAACGCUGAUGGAGGAGGGAAUGAGUUUCUGACAGUCUGAAAGGUGACUGUAAGGAUAGAAUAUAUUUCUUCGUACAGGGGGGGAGGACCGAGGUCCCAUGCGCUGCGCUCUGAUGGAUCUCGUCUAGCAUUCCACUAUCACUUCGCAACUAGAGGCGGAAUCUCCGGUCCGAGCGGCUGAUCUGAACACAUGGAGAUUGUAGGAAAAUCGUCGACACAUUUUCUCUCGACUCGUAGUAGUUAGUCCGUAGGGAGCCUUGCACGAGUUUUUGUAAAAUCCGAUGUACAGCUGAUCCGAGAAAAAAUAAUUCUCUUGCUCUACGACUUCUGUUGUGGACGGAAAGC